UCCAUUGGAAAUGUGCUGAGCUUUGGGCACUUUGGUGGAGUCUUCAUGCCUUUUAUGGAACAUAAACAGCGAUGGAGGCCGAGGCUGCGUACGAUUGUUGGAGUAAUUUUAUACAUGUAUUGUGAAUCUGAGGACAACUGAGAGGAGGAGUUACGACAGCCAUGCCAGUACUGGAGGUGAUCUGUAGCCUGAUUGGCUGGUUCUGUCUCUACUUGUUGUUCUGCUGUACCUUCACUCAGCGAGGGCCUGAGUGGAACUGUCGACUGGUCACUUUGUCCCACGGGGUCCUCAUAGUGCUGCUGACAGCAUAUGUCGUCUUCAUAGAAGGACCCUGGCCCCUCACACAUGCAGGUACAGAAAACACUGAGCUCCAGACCCUCGCGCUGGCCAUCUGCCUCGGCUACUUCUUCUUUGACAUGGGCUGGUGUGUAUGCAGCGGCAGCGAGGGUCCUGUCAUGCUGGCGCACCACGCGGGGAGCAUCGUGGGCAUCCUGCUGGCUCUGCUCAUGGGAGUGUCAGGCUGCGAGACCUGUGGAGUUAUCUUCGGCAGCGAGAUCACCAACCCCCUGCUGCAGACCCGCUGGUUCCUCCGCCAGCUGGGCUUGUAUGACAGCCUGCUGGGCGAUGCAGUGGACCUACUUUUUAUUGUAUUAUUUGCCACUGUGCGCGUGGGAGUCGGCGCCGUGAUGUUUUACUAUGAGCUCACCUCUCCCAGGACCACACUCAUAAUGAAGCUCGGCGGUGUGGCUAUGUACGGACUGGCCUGGGUGUUCAUGGUGGACAUAGCCAGAUUUGGCUACAAGAAAAGUAGGGCUAAGUAUAAAAGGUGGCUAGAAAACCACAAGCUCAAAGAAAUCAACACACAAAAAAUGGAUGGACUUUCAGACAAGAGCGAUUAAAGGAAUUCAUCUUGAACAUAGGUAAACUCAAAAGUUCUUGCAGGGACAAGGGAGUACAAUGCUUGUUUGCUUACAUUGUAUUGCUUUAUGGCACAACAGAAACAGGUGAUUGUACUUUGAGUGCACUGAGUAGAGACACUAUGGGUAGUAUUUAAACUUAAAAUCAAUACAAUUGCUCUGCAGGGAUCAUGUUUUUACAGCCAGAGGCACAACAAUAAAAUGGCUGCUUGGUAUCCAAAAUAGUUUGACAAACAAGUUCUCCCACAUCACUGCAGACUUGAUGAAAUAAGAGUUUUUUUAAAAGUUGUAUAUAGUAUGGAUUUGGGACGCAGCUAUGAUCUCUAACAAUAAGCCCUUUUCACAGAAGAUAUUUUGACAUUGUCACAGUGGGAAAAGCACAGGUGUUAUGCG
Molecule: messenger RNA, 1310 nt
Organism: Micropterus dolomieu (smallmouth bass)
Lineage: Eukaryota; Metazoa; Chordata; Actinopteri; Centrarchiformes; Centrarchidae
Product: TLC domain-containing protein 5-like
Exons: 3
Coding region: 162-899 (245 amino acids)
Cellular component (GO): membrane
Source: RefSeq, a predicted model, not a curated record